AUGUCCCUUACCAUAGCGCUGUUCGUGCUGUUUCUUGCUUCUCUAGUCUUGCUUUUGUUUUUGAUCCCGGCGGGCCCAUGGACCAAUAGGCCCCCGCUGCCACCUGGCCCUAGGAGCAAAAUUCCUUGUAUUGGGAAUCUUGACGCUCUACCCAGAGAAGGUCAAGAAGAGCACGCUCACUGGCUAAGUCAUGGUGACCUUUACGGUCCGAUCAGCUCAGUGACAGUCAUGAGACAGACAUUCGUGAUAGUGAAUGAUGUUAAUCUAGCUUUCGAAAUGCUUGAAAGAAGAGGGGCCAUCUAUUCAUCCCGACCACGACAGGUGCUUUGCGGCGAAAUGGUUGGUUGGAACCAAUCUGUCGCUAUGUCACCUUAUUCGCAAAGGUUGCGAACUCAUCGAAAAAGCAUAAUGCGCGUCAUCGGGUCUCCGGCGGCGGCGGCUCAAUAUGAGCCCAUGCAAGAACGAGAAGCAGCUCACUUCCUAUCCCGCAUACUCGAGGAUCCUAGGAACUUGAUUGAACAUAUUCGAAAUGAGGCCGGAUCAUUCAUACUCAAUCUUGUCUAUGGUUAUCAGACCAACAAACAAGCGUCUGACCCCUUGAUUGAGUUGGCGCAUGCAGUAAUGGAGGAGUUCGCGCAAUCAUCUCUACCAGGGGAGCAUCUGGUUGACCUUGUGCCCUGCUUACGACUGGUACCGAACUGGGUACCAGGAUCCGGCUUCAAAAAGAUUGCACGGCGAUGGCGCGACAACCUGACAAAAAUGACAGAGCUGCCUUAUGCAUUUGUGAAGUAUCAGACUGAAACCCAACGAAAGUCCGAUUGCUUCUUAUCGCAGCUAAUCACUGGCGCUGCAGGAGAUGACCCGAUCCACAAGUGGACGGCUUUGUCAUUAUACAGUGCAGGAGCAGACACGACUGUGUCGGCUCUAUCAACCUUUGUUCUCGCCAUGACCUUGUAUCCUGACGUCCAAAAGAAGGCGCAGGCUGAAAUCGACGCGGUGAUUGGAAACACUCGACUUCCGACGUUUGCUGAUCGUUCGAGUCUUCCUUACAUAAACGCGCUCAUAAAGGAGGUUCUUCGAUGGCAGCCAGUCACUCCCAUGGCAUUGCCGCAUACCAAUGUCGAGAACGAUAUCUUCCACGGGUAUUUCAUUCCAAAAGGGUCAAUCGUUCUCCCUAACGUUUGGGCAUUUAUGCAUGAGCCGAGCACUUAUCACGACCCAAUGAGAUUCAAACCUGAGCGUUUUUUGUCCUGGCAGGGUCAAAUCCCGGAGCUGGACCCGCGUAAGAUGGCAUUCGGCUUUGGACGGCGACUUUGCCCCGGACGUAUCUUAGCAGAAUCGUCGAUUUUCAUCAUCGUUGCGCAGUUUCUGACCGCAUUCGAAGUCAAAUCAAGUAAGCAUGACAUGAAUGAGCAAGGCAGGCAAGAGCGCCCAAGAUUCAAGCCAGGGGUUAUCAGUCACCCAGCACCAUUCGAUUAUCAGGUUGAAGUGCGGAGUUCACAGCAUGAGACAUUGAUCCGUGGAGCUCAAGAAGUCCACCCGUGGUUGGAAAGCGAUGCACAUGUACUUUUGCAUCUCAAAUCGUGA
Molecule: messenger RNA, 1587 nt
Organism: Aspergillus saccharolyticus JOP 1030-1
Lineage: Eukaryota; Fungi; Ascomycota; Eurotiomycetes; Eurotiales; Aspergillaceae
Product: cytochrome P450
Exons: 7
Coding region: 1-1587 (528 amino acids)
Molecular function (GO): heme binding; oxidoreductase activity, acting on paired donors, with incorporation or reduction of molecular oxygen; iron ion binding
Source: RefSeq, a predicted model, not a curated record